CCAAGAAAGCCGGUGUUUCCAACAACGACCAUCACGUUCCAUAUCCAGAUUUAUCUUGGUUUGCUAAUUUCACAGCCCUUUUUUUCCGUUUUGUUUUGAAUUGCCUGGCCAAGAUCAGAAGAGGGAGAGAUGUCAACCGUUCCGCCAGCAGCUCAGGAGAGCUCGCGCCCACCUAUUAUUCCCAAGUCCUUCUCUGACAGACAACCAGCCACCAUCCGCCUUUAUCCACUCUCGAACUACACAUUUGGAACCAAGGAGACCCAACCAGAGGAAGACCCUUCGGUAUUAGCGCGGUUAAAGCGUUUGGAAGAGCACUAUGAGCAAUACGGAAUGAGACGGACGUGCGAGGGGGUGCUGGUGUGCCAUGAACAUAAUCAUCCACAUGUCUUGAUGCUGCAGAUCGCGAACGCCUUCUUUAAGCUGCCUGGUGACUAUCUCAAACAUACAGAUGACGAAGUCGACGGCUUCAAAGCGCGAUUAAACGAGCGCCUAGCCCCCGUUGGGUCGCAGUUUAGUGGCGAAGGCGUCAACGAGGAUUGGGAGAUCGGAGAUACCCUGGCGCAGUGGUGGAGGCCGAAUUUCGAGACGUUUAUGUAUCCGUUCCUGCCGGGGCAUGUGACAAGGCCGAAGGAGUGCAAGAAGUUGUAUUUUAUACAGUUGCCUAAGAAGAAGGUCUUGUCGGUCCCUAAGAACAUGAAGCUCCUCGCUGUUCCGUUGUUUGAGUUAUAUGAUAAUACUGCUCGAUACGGCCCACAACUUUCUGCUAUUCCGCACCUGUUGUCCAGGUAUAACUUUGAGUUUGUCGAUGAGAAUGAUAAUGUGGUCGCUGUGACGCCUGGAGAUCAAACUCCUACCUCGCCGUCUGAGAUGCCGAAGACGAAAAUACUGGCGGGUGAUGGUGUCGCAAAUAGUGAUGGGCAGGAUACGGGGAUGGAGGAUUUAGGGGGAGGAGAGAUGCAGUGAUAUGAUCGCGAGUAGUAGAGGGUGUGUAUGUGCUGGGAGACACCGUUUCUUCCAUCCGGAAAAGGACAACUGGGCGGAUUUGGCGUGGAAUUUAUUUUCCACUCGGAGCUGU
Messenger RNA from Coccidioides posadasii C735 delta SOWgp, 1075 nucleotides. RefSeq lists its product as uncharacterized. The record is from RefSeq and is a predicted model, not a curated record. Gene Ontology annotation, cellular component: mRNA cleavage factor complex. Gene Ontology annotation, molecular function: mRNA 3'-UTR AU-rich region binding. Lineage: Eukaryota; Fungi; Ascomycota; Eurotiomycetes; Onygenales; Onygenaceae.